ACUUAUUUAUAUAAAUUGAAUAUAGAUAUAAUUUGAUAUUUCUUCAAUAACAUUGCACACAUUAAAAGUGAUCAAAGUUCAGGUACGUAUGUGCACAAUUGGUCACCAUUUAAGGUGCGAGAUUGGAGUCCAAUUGGGGCCCCUACCAACCAGGACGUCUGUGCACACUACAACACCCGGCCCACUCAUGCACCCAACACCAACCAGGACGUCUGUGCACAUUACAACAAUGCACCCAGCCUGUAAUUUUCUCUUGCUCUUCAACACCUCUAUAAAUUCCAUAAACACGCAAGAACUCACAUUCACCACUCCCAUCAUUUUGAGGUAUAUGCACUUCUACUCCCAUGGCUUCGUUGCAGUCAUCCUUCAACAAUUCUACACACAAAAUCCAAACUCCAGGGCAAUUGUUAUCAUCGUGGAACAGCACAAAAGGAACCAGGAAUCUCUUUUUUCCCAACAAAAGAAGUUCGAUUUUUCCGUCAAGACGUUUGAUUGCAGUUAGGUGUUCAGCCCUGUCGGGUUUAGAAGUUCAAGAAACUGAUGAGGAGCUCAGCCCUGAAGAUUCCAGGCCCCUGAGGGAAAUCUGGAGAGAAAUCCAGGGCGAAAAUGACUGGGAAGACCUGCUGGACCCGAUGAAUUCUCAUCUCCGGCGAGAAAUCGUUCGAUACGGGGAAAUGGCGCAGGCCUGCUACGAUUCCUUCGAUUUCGACCCCCACUCCAAAUACUGCGGCACAUGCAAGUACCAGGGCGCGCAUUUCUUUGAAAGGCUCGGCAUGGCGGAUCGCGGUUACACCCUAACGCGGUUCCUGUAUGCGACGUCCAACAUCAACUUGCCCAAUUUCUUCCAGAAAUCCAAGGCCAGCAGUAUCUGGAGCCAGCACGCCAACUGGAUGGGCUACGUGGCCGUGGCCACUGACGAGGAGGAGAUACGGCGGCUGGGCCGCCGAGACAUCAUCAUCGCUUGGCGGGGCACGGUGACUUACCUCGAAUGGAUUCACGACCUCAAGGACAUACUCCAACCCGCCCAUUUCCGGGACGAUCCAUCCAUCAAAAUCGAAUCCGGGUUCUUUGAUUUAUACACUACAAAGGAAAACACAUGUAAGUAUUGCUCCUUCUCGGCUCGGGAACAAGUUUUAGCUGAACUCCGGCGGAUAAUCCACCGUUACCGUGGCGAAAACUUAAGCAUCACAAUUACGGGACACAGCCUUGGAGCAGCCCUGGCUUUGUUGAGCGCUUACGAUAUAGCUGAGAUGAAACUGAACAUCAUAGACGACAGACAAGAAGAAGUUAUAACCAAGAUUCCUAUUUCAGUCUUUUCGUUUUCAGGGCCCAGAGUUGGAAACCUGAAGUUCAAAGAAAGGUGCGACGAGCUAGGAAUUAAGGUUUUGAGAGUUAUCAACGUGCACGACAAGGUCCCAACGGUGCCUGGAAUCAUCACAAAUGAGAAAUUCCAAUACCAAAAGUACCUAGAAGAAGUAAUUUCAUUUCCCUGGAGCUACGCCCAUGUUGGCGUGGAACUAGCCCUGGAUCAUACCCAUUCUCCGUUUCUCAAAAGGAAUAGUGAUCUCAGGUGCGCGCACAAUCUCGAGGCCCAUCUGCACUUAGUGGAUGGGUACCACGGCAAGAAUAAGCGAUUCUGCUUGGCUUCAAAAAGGGACAUAGCCCUUGUGAACAAGAGUUGUGAUUUCUUGAAAAGCGACUACGGGGUGCCACCCUACUGGUGGCAAGAUGAGCAUAAAGGGAUGGUGAGGACGGCCGACGGGCGGUGGACGUUGCCGGAGCGGCCAGGGAUCGAGGCACAUCCGCCGGACACGGCCCACCACUUUGAACAAGUGAUCAAAUAUGCCAGAGCUAAGCUGGAGUACUAAUUUUAGACGGAUGAUGUGACGAUAGUGGUGGCCUGGUGGCGAUUUCCACUUAAUGCUAUACACUAUGCUUGUAGUUAUCUCAUCUUUUUUUCUGUCCGUACAAGAUUCCUUUCCAAACUUAAAUUCAUUCAAUGUUUGCUGUAAGAAUUCAGUUACAAUCGUGUAAUUACUUUUGGUUGAAGACUAUGUCUGGAUCUUUGGUCUUA
Messenger RNA from Sesamum indicum (sesame), 2074 nucleotides. Its product is annotated as phospholipase A1-Igamma3, chloroplastic. NCBI's taxonomy places the organism in Eukaryota, Viridiplantae, Streptophyta, Magnoliopsida, Lamiales, Pedaliaceae. Gene Ontology annotation, molecular function: glycerophospholipase activity. The record is from RefSeq and is a predicted model, not a curated record. Gene Ontology annotation, biological process: lipid metabolic process.